CGUGCAUGGUUUGUUGCCGCAACCGCGCGCAUCGCCAUGGAUGAGAGUGAAGAACGCCGAGAGGCGAUGGAGAUUUUCUCGGAGAUCUCAGGGUUGUUGAACACCGGCCUCAAGCAGGAAGCGAGAUGACGCGAGAGUCCCUGGCUGCGCUCGUCGGGCUUUGUGAGCUGGGCGUGAACCCCGAGGCUUUAGCCCAGGUAGUGAAGGACCUUCGGGCGGAGAAGAAGCAGAUGAGCGAGGCGGACGUCCACGUUCCGGACGUUCCGGGACCGGCCUCCACGGGCGACCGGUCGCUUCAACCAGCUCCGCGGUCGAGCCGAAAGUCGGAUGGAUCCAAGUGAGUGCAACGGUGCAACGGGGAGUGUCCGGCGAGAUCCCGAAAAGAGGGGCAAAAAGGCAUG
Molecule: messenger RNA, 401 nt
Organism: Durusdinium trenchii
Lineage: Eukaryota; Dinophyceae; Suessiales; Symbiodiniaceae
Source: the annotation of a GenBank genome assembly